Messenger RNA from Kogia breviceps (pygmy sperm whale), 1694 nucleotides. The record is from RefSeq and is a predicted model, not a curated record. Lineage: Eukaryota; Metazoa; Chordata; Mammalia; Artiodactyla; Physeteridae.
AGGCAGAAUCGGAAACAGGACCAGUGACCCAGGCCAAGCCUGGGGAUGGAGCAGUGGCCAGGACACAGGCAGUGACCUACGCUGAGGCCGUGCCUUGACAAGGGAAGUGAGCAAGAUGGAAGCUAAAACUAAGACUAGAGUUGUGGCUGAGACUAAGGCAGAUCCCCCUACAGAACCUGGUAUAGUGUCCCAAACCAAGUCAAAGGCCAUGCCUAUGUCCAGGGUCAGUGCUGUGACCAAGUAUGAAGUCAAUGCUGGUGCUGGAAGUGAAGCCAAUAUCAGGUCCUUUGCCAAGGCUGAUGAUAAAGACAAUAUUGGGUCCAGGCCCCAGAGAAGGAGAGAGGCCAGCAUCAAGUUCAGGGUGGGGGACAGAGCUGGUAUUGUAAUUGAGUCCAGUGAUGAGGCUGAAGAAAAUGUCUUCUCUUGGUUUUGGACUGGAGAAGAGCCUAGUGUAGGAUCCUGGUUCUGGCCUGAAGAAGAGACCCCUUUUCAAGUGUAUAAGCCUCCAUGUAAGAUCCAGGAAAAGCCCAAACCCACACCCAAACCCAAACCCGAACUUACUAUAAAGCAAAAAGCGGCAGCAUGGUCAAGGGCCAGGUUUUGUGUCCUAGUCCCAGUAGAGGGAGGGGAGAGAUCCUUGCCUCCAGAAGGGAACUGGACUCUGGUUGAGACCUUGAUUGAAACUCCUCUGGGGAUUCGGCCUCUGACCAAGAUCCCACCCUAUAAUGGGCCUUACUUCCAGACCUUAGCUGAGCUCAAAAAACAGGUUAAGUAUAGGGAAAAGUAUGGGCCCAAUCCAAAAGCCUGCCGCUGCAAAUCACGUGUUUUUAGUUUAGAGCCUAAAGAGUUUGAUAAACUCGUUGCCCUACUUAAGUUAACUAGGGAUCCUUUCAUUCAUGAAAUAGCUACAAUGAUAAUGGGUAUCAGUCCUGCUUAUCCAUUUACCCAAGAUAUAAUUCAUGAUGUAGGUAUUACUGUUAUGAUUGAAAACUUGGUCAAUAAUCCCAAUGUUAAAGAACACCCUAGAACUUUAAAUAUGGUGGAUGACAACUCUGAGUCUUCUGGAGAACCAAAAACAGGAGAGUCAUAUGUAAACCAAGUUUGUAAGGACAUAAUCUCUUAUCCUUUGAACUCCGCUGAGCAACUGGCUGGACUAAAAUUAUUAGUGCAGCUGAGUGUAAAAUUUGAGGACCACCAUAUGAUUGUCAAUUAUAUUCCAGAUUUCCUCACCUUGUUAAACAAGGGAAGUGGCAAAACCAAGUUUUAUGUUUUAAAAGUGUUUUCGCGCUUGUCUAAAAAUCAAGCCAAUACAAGAGAACUGAUCAGUGCCAAAGUACUGUCAUCAUUGGUUGCGCCCUUUAACAAAAAUGAGUCAAAGGCCAAUAUUCUUAAUAUCAUUGAAAUAUUUGAGAAUAUAAAUUUCCAAUUCAAAAAGAAGGUGAAGCUAUUUACCAAGGAAGAGUUCACUAAAUCUGAACUUAUUUCCAUAUUCCAGGAAGCAAAAGAGUUUGGUCAGAAACUACAAGACUUAGCAGAGCACAGUGAUCCUGAGGCCUGCUUUAAGGCUGGUCACUUCUCCAAAGAAAGAAAGGAGGAGGAGUCUGGUUCAAAUCUCUGGAGGAUAUGCAGGCUGCUGUAGAGUUUGACGCCACUGGAAUCAAGGAAAGGAGCAAGGAAUUGUGCCACAUCAGUGC